AACAAGUUGCUAAAAAUAUAUCGCAGACCAUGAACUUGUUUACUUAAGUGUUCCAAGGCGGAGGACGGAGACUACUCUAGCUACAUGGACGCUCUAGCAAGUCAUGUUCCAGAACUAGGCUACCCUCUGAUUUACUCUGCAGAUUACAAGACUGGGAGAGCAUCUGGACCUAGUCUACAAUAAACUCAAAGCACUGGCCGCCUAGGUCUAGUGGUUGAGAAUCUCCUUGUCUACCCGGAGAAGUCACAGUGAGCUGGAGGGCUUCGUCAUUCCCAUGACUGCUCACCACCCCUCUUCCGAGGAAAUUACUCCCUCAGAACACUUCCCGAGUCAGGCCUCCUGCAUCACACACUGUUUCAGCCAUGUCCUCGGUGUUCCCUGCAGAAGAAACCCCAUCUCCUGACUCUUCCCCCCAAAGAACAGGGAAACAAUUCUCCCACUCUCUGAGCAGUCCCCAGCUGCUGGCUGAGCUGGUGAAACAUCCGGCCCUCAGGAGCCCCCGGGAGCCGUCCCCUGAACGCUCCUCACCGCUCACCUCCCCCCCGACAUCUCCUAUUUCCCCUCCAGCCACACCCUGGACCCCACCUGUGACCCCCCCACAGCCUCUCUCCCCCACACCGGAGAGUCUUUCUCUCAGCAGUCCAGAGCUCCUGUCUGAACUGAAGCAGGUUCGGACCCUAAGGCAUGUCAACCCCCAGCGUGCCCUCACCACUGUCUUCUCCGGCAGAGGCCGUGGGAAUCGAGGCUCAACUCAAGUGUCACACUCCACUGGCCAGUCCCAGUCCCUUCCUUCACCAGAAGCAGUCACAGAUGAGAGAAGACAGAAUGCAGGCAGUCAGCGGGUGGCCAAUGGGACGCAGCGAUAGAAUGGGUCAGAAUGUCAAAUUGUCCAUAGUGCAUCUGUCAGUAACACUGUUUCCAACUGUACUGUAAGACUUCCAGUCAUAGGGUCAAUCAUUCUAUGUCAUUCAAGCCAUUGCACUGACAACAGUAUAAACGAUUCACAAUGCAAAUGUCACUUAUGAUUUUUAUAAAAAAUCAUUAUUUUCAGAUUUCCUCUCAUGAAUAAACAUGUUAAAAAAUA
Molecule: messenger RNA, 1084 nt
Organism: Conger conger (European conger)
Lineage: Eukaryota; Metazoa; Chordata; Actinopteri; Anguilliformes; Congridae
Exons: 5
Coding region: 363-866 (167 amino acids)
Source: RefSeq, a predicted model, not a curated record